This is a messenger RNA of Plodia interpunctella (Indianmeal moth), 1825 nucleotides long. RefSeq names its product Arginyl-tRNA synthetase, mitochondrial (gene ArgRS-m). The record is from RefSeq and is a predicted model, not a curated record. Gene Ontology annotation, biological process: mitochondrial translation; arginyl-tRNA aminoacylation. Lineage: Eukaryota; Metazoa; Arthropoda; Insecta; Lepidoptera; Pyralidae. The coding region runs from base 126 to 1757 and encodes 543 amino acids. Gene Ontology annotation, cellular component: mitochondrion. Gene Ontology annotation, molecular function: ATP binding; arginine-tRNA ligase activity. The transcript is spliced from 3 exons.
GUUAAAUAAUAAUUAUUUGAAAGGUUAUGUCGAUUUAUUUUUACAAUUUAUUAUUUCACACGAAACUAUAUUAAUCGUUUUAUAUAUUAUAACUAAAGUAAUAACUAAUUUAAUUUCUGUCUAGAAUGACUCUUAAUUUUAAAAAGAUACUAGUUGAUAAGGUUUAUCCACAUAUCCUUGAUAAGAAAGCCCUUAUACCAAAUUUAAGGAGCACUCAUGCAAUAUACAAACAUAAUGAGAAUAACUUUAUAAUAAGUUUGCCAAAUAAUAUACAAUCUGAACAUCACUCAAAAGUAUCUGCCACAGCAUCUGAAAAUAUUCAAUUAAGUAUAGAUAAGGAAACAGUAUUAAAAAAUGUCCUUACUGACUUCACUACUGAUAAUACAAAUCCAAAAGUAAGCGAACAAAGAAUUGUUAUAGAUUUUAGCUCUCCAAAUAUUGCAAAACCCUUUCAUGUGGGUCAUUUAAGGUCAACUAUCAUUGGUAAUUUUGUUGCAAAUAUUCACAAAUAUUUUAAUGACCAAGUUACUAAAAUAAAUUAUUUAGGUGAUUGGGGUACACAAUUUGGUCUGUUGCAAUAUGGAAUGCAACAAAAUAAUAUAGAUGUAAAUACUCUUAAGGAUAAUCCAAUAAAACUCUUAUAUGAAACAUAUGUCAGUGCCAACAAAUUAGCUGCAACAGAUGAAAAUGUGCAAAAGUUAGCUAGACAAUAUUUCUCUGAUAUAGAACAAGGGAAAGCAGAAUUAGAAGGAUGGAAGAUAAUAAGAAAAGUAACUGUAGAUGAAUUGGCAAAAAUAUACCAAAGAUUAGGAAUACAGUUUGAUGACUACCACUGGGAGUCAGACUAUAAUGGUGGAGCUAUAAAAGACGUUAUUAAUUUAUUAGAAAAAGAAAAUAUUAUUAGACCUGAUGUAGAUGGUAAGAAAAUAGCAACAGUAAAUAACAGGGAUGUUACUGUAUUAAAGAGUGAUAACUCAACAUUAUAUAUAUCAAGAGAUAUAGCUGCAUUAUUGGAUAGAUAUCAGAAGUAUCAAUUUGAUAAAAUGUUGUAUGUAGUCGACAAUGCCCAAACUGACCAUUUUGCUUGUCUGGUAGAUAUUGUUAAAAGAAUAAACAAGAAGUGUGCUGAAGGCUGUGAACAUAUUAAAUUUGGUAGAAUCAAGGGUAUGAGCACAAGAAGUGGCAAUGUGGUUUUUCUGGAUGAUAUAUUAGAAGAAGCAAAGAUGAAAAUGUAUGAAAAACAGCGGAAAUCAAAAAAUACUAGAAGCAGUGCCAUGAAUGAAGAAACUUGUGACUGCCUGGGCACAACAGCAGUCAUCAUCAAUGAUCUCAAACAGAGGAGACAAAAAGACUAUGUGUUUGACUGGGACAGAGCUUUACAGAGUGAGGGAGACAGCGGGAUCAAACUACAAUAUCUCCAUUGCAGACUAUGGAGCCUGGAACAAAACUGUGGUGUUAAAAUACCAGAUAUUUGCGAACCUGGUUAUUUGAAGGAAGAAGUGAUUGGUGAUGUGGUGGCUGAAAUUGUCAAGUUUGAAGAUGUAUUGCAUAGAGCACUUGUAGAACAUGAAGCCUCUAUUAUAGUGAAUUACUUGUUUCGGUUAGCUAAGCAUGUUAAUAGGAUGUUUAAUGAGUUAAAAGUAAAGAAUGUGGAGUCAAAUUUAGCUGCACAAAGGUUACUUGUGUUUCACUCAGCCAGACGUGUAGUAAAAACUGGACUGGAGAUAUUAGGCGUCAAGCCACUAAUGGAAAUGUAACAUGCCUAAUAUGUACUUAUUGCAAUUUGUAUAUUACAUUUUGUUGUUAUUAAAUUUAUUUUUAUGUU